Phragmites australis (common reed) is the source of this 1150-nucleotide messenger RNA. RefSeq names its product probable ATP synthase 24 kDa subunit, mitochondrial. The transcript is spliced from 7 exons. Gene Ontology annotation, biological process: pollen development. The record is from RefSeq and is a predicted model, not a curated record. Lineage: Eukaryota; Viridiplantae; Streptophyta; Magnoliopsida; Poales; Poaceae. Bases 141 to 869 code for a protein of 242 amino acids.
AGCAGCGAAGGAGCACCAGCAAAGCGCAGAGCCAGCGCCGCCCCCGUUUCUCCUCCUCCCAUCCCCAUCUCUCUCUCGCUCUCCUCUCGCGGAGAUCGAAGAGAAGCGGAGGCUCCUGCCCUAGCGCCGCCGCAUCAGCCAUGGCGCUAGCCGCUCGCCUCGUCUCCCGCUCCCGUCAGCUAUAUUCUGCUCAGGCUGCUUUUGUGAAUGGAGGUGCUAAUCAAGUUCGUUCCUAUGCCAAGGAUGCAGCUCCGGCUGACCGUCCUGUCAGUGGAGACGACCUGCUGAAGGGCAUAUUCUUUGAGGUAAAGAAGAAGUUUGAGACGGCCCUUGGUGUCCUGAAAAAGGAAAAGAUCACAAUCGAUCCAGAUGACCCAGCGGCAGUUUCUCGCUAUGCCCAAGUUAUGAAGACUGUAAGGGAAAAGGCAGAUCUUCUUUCUGAUUCUCAAAGAAUUAAAUAUACUAUUGAUACCUUUACCAAGGGAAUCCCUGAUGCGCGGACUUACCUGAAUACUCUUCAGGAGAUCAGAACAAAGAGUGGCCUUAUAGAUCAUCUUGGUAUCGAGCCUCUGAUGAUGGAAGCUCUUGAGAAGAUUGAAAAGGAUAUUAAGAAGCCACUUUUGAGGAGUGACAAGAAGAAUAUGGCUAUCCUCUUGGCAGAGUUCGACAAGAUAAACAAAAACCUUGGCAUCCGGAGGGAGGAUCUUCCCAAGAUUGAGGAAGAGCUUGAAAUGGAAAUUGCCAAAAGUGAGCUGACGGAACUUAAGAAGGAAUGUAUUGAAGCAAUGGAGACUCAACUAAAGAGGGAGGAGUUUAAAGAUGAGGAGAUGCCUGAUGUCAGGAAAUUGGACAUCAGAAACUUCCUGUAGGCUUGAUUGACGACAAUCCUCAUGGCAUUUCAAAUCGUCCGAUCCAUCCAUGAUUUUCAUUUUUGUUUUAAGGAGACCGGUGCUGUAAGCCACACCUCUUGAGUCAAUUCUUGCUUUUUGUAAUAAAAAAUGCACCGGAGUACAAAGACAGUCAACUGUCGAGUUGGAUUGCUUCUUGCCUCUGCUGCUCUGGUGGCCAUAGCAACAAUGAGUUAUAAUACAUGAACCAGAUUAUGGUACGAGGCAUUGAGAUAAUGAUGAUACUUGUUAUUUGACCUUUA